This is a messenger RNA of Salvelinus namaycush (lake trout), 4630 nucleotides long. RefSeq names its product serine/threonine-protein phosphatase 2A 56 kDa regulatory subunit gamma isoform. Gene Ontology annotation, molecular function: protein phosphatase activator activity. The coding region runs from base 75 to 1670 and encodes 531 amino acids. Gene Ontology annotation, cellular component: protein phosphatase type 2A complex; cytosol; nucleus. Gene Ontology annotation, biological process: signal transduction; protein dephosphorylation. The record is from RefSeq and is a predicted model, not a curated record. The transcript is spliced from 14 exons. Lineage: Eukaryota; Metazoa; Chordata; Actinopteri; Salmoniformes; Salmonidae.
UUCUCAUCUGCUUUUGUGCUAAAAUGGAGGCUGGCCCUUUACCUUAAGUGGAUUGCCUUCCUGGUCGAGUUUAGAUGUUGACAUGCAAUAAAGCUGGAAUCAGGAUGGUUGUGGAUGCACCUAAUUCCAAUGGGCCUUUCCAGCCAGUGGCUCUAAUGCACUUCAGAGACUGUGCUCCGGCGGAGCAGGAGAAGCUGUUUGUGCAGAAGCUGCGCCAGUGCUGCGUGCUUUUUGACUUCCUGUCAGACCCACUAAGUGACCUGAAAUGGAAGGAAGUGAAGCGGGCGGCGCUGAGCGAGAUGGUGGAGUACAUCACGCACAACAGGAACGUCAUCACAGAGCCCAUCUACCCAGAGGUGGUGCACGUGUUUGCGGUGAACAUGUUCCGAACGUUGCCUCCGUCGUCCAACCCCACAGGAGCAGAGUUCGACCCCGAGGAGGACGAGCCUACGCUUGAGGCUGCAUGGCCACAUCUCCAGCUCGUCUACGAAUUUUUCCUUCGGUUUUUAGAAUCUCCUGACUUUCAACCGAACAUAGCAAAGAAGUACAUCGACCAGAAGUUUGUGAUGCAGCUUUUAGACCUGUUUGACAGUGAAGACCCACGGGAGAGGGACUUCCUCAAAACAACUCUCCACAGGAUAUAUGGGAAGUUCCUGGGACUACGGGCCUACAUCAGAAAACACAUCAAUAAUAUAUUUUAUAGGUUUAUCUAUGAGACUGAGCACCAUAAUGGAAUAGCAGAAUUACUGGAGAUACUUGGAAGUAUAAUCAAUGGGUUUGCCUUACCACUAAAAGAGGAGCACAAGAUAUUCCUUUUAAAGGUCCUGUUGCCUUUGCACAAAGUCAAAUCACUUAGUGUCUACCAUCCGCAGUUGGCAUACUGUGUGGUGCAGUUUCUAGAGAAGGACAGCACUCUCACUGAACCAGUGGUCAUGGCCCUUCUGAAAUACUGGCCCAAGACUCACUCCCCCAAAGAGGUGAUGUUCCUUAACGAGCUGGAAGAGAUUCUAGACGUCAUCGAGCCGUCCGAGUUUGUCAAGGUCAUGGAGCCACUGUUCAGGCAGCUGGCCAAGUGUGUGUCCAGCCCACACUUCCAGGUAGCAGAGAGGGCUCUGUACUACUGGAACAACGAGUACAUCAUGAGUCUGAUCAGCGACAACGCAGCCAAGAUCCUACCCAUCAUGUUCCCGGCGCUCUACCGCAACUCCAAGACCCACUGGAACAAGACCAUCCAUGGCCUCAUCUACAAUGCUCUCAAGCUCUUCAUGGAGAUGAACCAGAAGCUCUUUGAUGACUGCACACAGCAGUUCAGAGCAGAGAAAAACAAAGAGAAGGCCAAGUCAAAAGACCGGGAAGAGGCCUGGAUCAAGAUUGAGAACCUUGCCAAAUCCAACCCACAGGUGUGUGUGUGUUCUCUUAUCCGUGUUGAUUCCACUGGCCUCAACGGUCCAGUAGCAAUGGAGUUUGAUGGUCCAUUAACCUAUGAAGAAGUUCACAGGUUAAAAAAGACUGUAACGGAAGAAGUCGCUCAGUUACGAACGAGAGACCAGAGGAAAGACCGGCCUAUGGUGCGGCGUAAGUCUGAUCUCCCUCAGGACAUCUACACCGCAAAAGCCUUGGAGACCCAUCGCCGAGCCGACGUCAUGAUCACUACCCGCGAUGGGCUCUAGGUCUGCCCCUUUCUCUCUAGUGUCCAUUCCCAUCUUCUCUCUUUCCUCUAGUGUCCAGUCCCCUCUUCUCUCUUUCCUCUAGUGUCAAGUCCCCUCUUCUCUCGACCCUCAUCCACACAGCACAUUCAGAUUACUGGCCCAGUUUCCUCAUCGUCGCCAGUACACAACCCCCCCCCCCCCCCCCCUGGAUUUCUGCUUUCUCAGGUGUUUCUUUCUGGGAGGGGUGGGGCCGCAACUUUCUUUUUUAGUCUUGCCAACAAUUUUUUUUUGCUUAAUCGUGCAUAAAACAGUAUCGGCUCAUCCCUCCAGGUUCUUACUGUAUGAAUGAAAAUGGGGGAAGUUCCGUUCCACUAGUGACAUGACAAGCUCCUAUGUUCCCCCAUUGAGCGCAGUUGGUAGAAUGCACAACAAACGUAGAGAGCAGAAACAGAAUGGGGGAGGCUCCUCUCAUUUCCUCAUGUCAUUUUCUGUCAAGGGGAAACAAAACUAAGAACAGCCGUUGGGGGAUGACUGUUGGAUCGACUUUUCGGGACGUUUUGUUUCUUCUCUAGUUUAAUUUUUUUAAUUUUGUUUAAUCCCAGGGACAUUUGCCAGUGCCAAGACCGUUUGUGUUCUUUCUGUGUCCGUGUUUUUCUGUGUGAGAGAAACCAGGAUGACUAUCUAGGUAGACAGCCUGCGUCGUUUGCCUUUGUUUUUUGGAGCCUCAGAUGAUUCAAUUGUUGUUGUUUUUUUCAUUAAUAAGAUGAAGAGCAACAGGACUUUCUGAAGUGACUGAUCCAUCUGUUCUGAUGAAGUCACUUUAUGACUAGGAUGGAGGGAGGACGGGAGGUUCUCUGUGGACACUGGACUCUUUACACUCUACACUUUGUGCCAUGCACAUUCUUUCGUUGGAUUGAUUUCCCUUCUGUUGAAGUCCAUUGGCAAUAUGUGAGCCAGAUCACAAUGAAAUAUUGACAGUUCAAACAAUGGUACUUAUUUCAUACAGAGAAACACAUUGGGUGUUUGUUAGUCUGCACCCAGUUUGUCAUAUUCAAAAGCCCUUCUUAGACAUGUCAGUCUCCGUAAUUCAUACAUAAUGCAUGUCCCCAGUUCUUACUGCUAUUGGGAAGCUUCAUUUAACUCUCAAUGGCCAGCUAGGAAGUGUUUGGUUUGACACAGUCCAUCAAGACACCUGUAGCCACACACACUGUAAUGCUACAUUAUGCAGAACAUUCCAGAAACGUUCCAACUGAAAUGACAUUGACACUUUACCUGGGGGUGUCAGUUUGAGGAAGGCGAGGUGCAGAAUUACUCCUCUCGAUCACAUAAGUUGUUAUUUGGGAUGCAGGGUGAUGUUGUAGAACUGUGAUUCUGCGCAGCCAGACUAAUGAAGUCCUUCUCAAACGCACAUCUUGUCCUCAGAUGCAGGCUUUUCAGAAGCCCUGGAGCUGCUUACUAGUCAAGCAUCGUCCUCCAUUCGUUCCAGAGGUACCCAUGAUAUCCCAUGCCCUGAAGCCCCCCCCCCCCAGCGUUCUCACGUUUCCCCGUGUUGGUAUUUACCAGUCCCCUCCUACCCAGAUGUACCCAUGAUAUCCCAUGCCCUGAAGCCCCCCCCAGCGUUCUCACGUUUCCCCGUGUUGGUUUUUACCAGUGCCCUCCUACCCAGAGGUGCUUUGCUGUGGAGCUGAAAGGACUGUUACUCGUCUUGUGUGAAGUACUGAACAAAUGGGGAUCAGAGAGCCGUUUAUCAAAUGGAGGAAUAUUACAGGAUGAGAACAGCAACACUGUUUGGAUGACAACCAUUUCAUGUGACAGUUGAAUGAGCAUAGAAAGAGGUGAUUUCAAACCUGAAUCCCUCUUUGGAUGACAUCUGUAACCGUUAAGAAUAAGUCUAUUGAAAAAGCACUUCCUGAAACUUGAUAGAUGUGACAUGUUUGUGUAUCUUCAAUGAAGCGCUCUUCAGUGUCCCGUUUUGUCUAUAUGUACAGUCUGUUCUGCUUUCUCAAGGUCAGGAAGCUGUCCAAUUCCUGGACUGGACAAGGAAAGGACCCAUAAGUAAGCAUUUCAGUGUUAGUCCAUACCUGUUGUUUACGAAGCAUGUGACGAAUACAAUUUGAUUUGAUUGGGGCCCCAUUGUAAAUGUUAGUCUUUCUCUGGUACCAUUGUUUGAACUUGCAAAUCUAGCACGUGUAUCCAAUCUGUAAUGUCUUUUCUGUUUCUAGUCCCUGGCAACUGGUAGCCUGGAUGCUAGUUUUAGCAUUGUAGCUGCCAAUGGAAAAGGCCAAUGCUGAAAGACUGACAUCCAGGCUUGGCUUGGUAACUGCAUUAUUAAUAGUUAAAUGCAAAAAGGUGUUCAUUUAACUACCAUGUAUCUUUUGUCUUGGACGAAUGGCACUCGCCGAAACAAUUUGACCCCCCCCCCAAAAAAAAUAAUCUUUGCUUUUAUAUAACAGUAUCAUUUGGAAAGAUGUUUGAUCAGUUUUAUUUGUUGUUCAAACUGUUUUUUUGUGUGUUUUUUUAAAGACACAUAAAUUACUCGUAUGGCAAGUUAGACAACAAAUGUUUUGGAUUGUUUUCCGGAAUUCUUAGAUGGAACAUGUACUUUCCAGAAUAUAAUAACUUGACAAGUGUCCUUUUGUCUGUGAUCUGUACUAUGUGGCUUCAUUUAAUAUUGUACAUAUGAUUUACUUUGUUUUAUGUAGUGUUAUAUCUAGAUUAAUUUUGUACAAAAUUGUCCUCUGUACAGAAUAAAAAUCAAUAGCAAUGACAAAGUCAAUGUGGCACAUACAUUCUCUUUCCCCUGUAACUUUCUGCAUUAUUAGAAAUAACACGUCUAAUAUUUUCUUUUGUUCCCUCUUCCAAUUAUCUGUGAACAGAUUUCAGUCCGUAUCCUUUUGUGUGCUUUUAUCACAAUCUGAAGUGGUGUUCAUCUGUAAUAGAAUGAAUAAAGAUAAUAUUUGAAUUUUAUAUUUUCAACCAUA